This is a messenger RNA of Eruca vesicaria subsp. sativa (arugula), 1974 nucleotides long. The record is from the annotation of a GenBank genome assembly. NCBI's taxonomy places the organism in Eukaryota, Viridiplantae, Streptophyta, Magnoliopsida, Brassicales, Brassicaceae.
GAGAAAUAAAUCUCUCAACAACACCAACGAACUCUUUCUCUCUCUCUCUCUCUCCCUUCUCUCAUGGAUUCCGACGCCGGACCACGUCAGCCUCGAUCCGGAGGCAAGAUUGUUCGACCUCGCCGGAGAUUCGCAGUCAGGACGCCGUAUGACCGCCCUGCUCCAAGAUCUCGGGAGGAUCCUCCUCAGCAAAACCCUAGUUGGAUCUCCAGGCUCGUUUACAAACCUGUCACCGUAAUUGCCUCCGGCGCCGGGAAAUUCAUUUCUUCCGUCGUCUUCUCUGAAUCUUCCUCAUCUUCUUCUGAGGACGAGGAUUCAUCUUCAGAUAUUGAAGGUGAUGAGGAUGUUGAGAAGAACAUUACUGAUUUUCUCGAAGAUGAAACAAUAGUUGAGGAAUCAACCAUCCAAAGACUUGGUUCUAAGCGUGUAAUUGAGCAGCUUCUCAUGCAAGAAACAUUUGCAAGGGAAGAGGGCGAUAGAUUAAUAGAUAUUAUCAAGGCGAGGGUUGUAGAUCAUCCCUGUGUCCCCACUCCUGAUGAGGGGAGGCAUAGUAAUAAUGGAUUGACAAGUGAAGUGAAUGUGGGUGAAAUGUCCAAUAAAGCUGUCAUGGAAGCAAAAAGAUGGUUGGAGGAGAAGAAAUCAGCAUCACAUUCAAAGUCUAUAGCAACUGAAGAUGGUGGUGGAUCGCCUGCGGAUGUGGCCAAGUCAUAUAUGCGAGCUCGUGUGCCAUGGGGUUCUCCAUCUGCGAAAAAUUCAGAGUUCCAGUCACCAUCACCAGCAGGGAUGCAACUUCUCAAGGAAGGGACACCGUUUCCUUAUAGUGCUGGAAACUUUUCCUCUUCCAAGCUGAGAAGGAGUUCCCGUUCUAAUCAUACAUGGAAUAUUCAAGAUGAAAUUCGCAAAGUCAGAGCUAAAGCAACUGAGGAAAUGCUUAGAACUGUAUCCCCUCGUAGUGUAGCAUCAUUGAAUGUUGAUGGAGGUGCUCAAGCUAUACGGAUUGAGCAAAGCGUGGCUCUACCAAAUCCAAGCAUACCCACCUCUGAACAAAAUCAGACUACGGAAGCUAAUCAAGCCGUUGAAGAAACAAGAGUUAUACACACUAGAUCUCGUGGACUCGGUUUAGACAAGGCAUUUGUCUCCACACAAGGAGCUGGUGUUGAUCACUCCAAUGAUAAUGACUUUAUCCAACCUAGCUCAACUAUUGGAGAGACCACAAAUGCUGUCUUGGCUCCUGGAGCAACUUUGGACCCAACUGGGAGCUUUUGUAUCCCAAAAGAUGUGUUCGAAACAUCAAAAGAACCUGAUGAUGACAUAGGCGCAGCAGGUCCUACUUCCAACGGCUACCCAUCUUCAUCACCUAGUUCACCAGUGGCAAUGGAAGCUGAGGCCUUUGAGCCAAUAGUAGAAACUCCUGGUGAUAUCACGGUUGGGAAUGGCUCAGAUGGUGCGAUUGAUAACGAAAACAAUAACAGCGACUCAGGCGCCUCACAUAACAGUUCAAGCACGCAUGAGAAAGAGUGGCUCCCAGGAGACCAGUCUCUACCGAACUCAAACUCAGCAAGUAGCAGCCCUGGUACCAGCAAGGUCGUAGCACCCACGAGAAGAGGAGGACGAGGCCGAGGUAGGGGAAGAGGUAGAGGAACUCGAGGCAAAGGACGGGGCAAAUAAACUGUAAGAAGAGCUGUACACAAGAAACACAGUGCAGUAGGAGAGUAUAAUGAGGUAGGAUUAUGUGACAUGUAUUUUUAUAAAUUUCAGACCCACUUCCUUUGUUUGUCUACCAAGGUCUUUGUCAUUUCAUUAGCUCUUUAGGUUUUUAUUUUACUUCUUGUAGUAUUGUUUUCUGGAAUUGUGUUAAACUGUGUCUCUGUUUAUUUAGUUUCUGAAUGUUUAAUGUUUAUGUUGUAAAGGCUUGAAACUUGGUUUUGUUCUAGUCUGACAAAGCUUUCCACUUUCAAGAUUCAGUACUGUACU